This is a messenger RNA of Myxocyprinus asiaticus (Chinese sucker), 1682 nucleotides long. RefSeq names its product transcription cofactor vestigial-like protein 1. NCBI's taxonomy places the organism in Eukaryota, Metazoa, Chordata, Actinopteri, Cypriniformes, Catostomidae. Bases 225 to 854 code for a protein of 209 amino acids. The transcript has 4 exons. Gene Ontology annotation, biological process: regulation of transcription by RNA polymerase II. The record is from RefSeq and is a predicted model, not a curated record. Gene Ontology annotation, cellular component: nucleus.
UAAGCGUACCUGUAAGGAAGUGCAAAACCUGCUGCGUUAAGUAUUGCAUUCGUUUUCUCUCAGUUCGCUCCAUUCUCUUCGGUAAGCAGUGGAUUCGAGCGCCGAACACGAGCAGAAUGCUGGACACGUCGGGGAUUUGAAGAUCUGUGAACGAAACUCAAAUCUGAGGUUUGAGGAAGGAACAGUUUGGAGGAGAAAGCGAGUCGAACCGUACUCAGCAAAGGAUGAUGGAGGACAGAGUGUUGGAGCGGCCAGAGAAGCAUUUUAAAGAUCCUCCUCAGCUGUUUACCUACUAUCAAGGUGACAUCAACACAGCUGUGGAUGAGCACUUCUUCCGUGCCCUGAACAAGGCCACCAUCCCAACAGACCUCAGCACUAAAGCCAAGGACAGCAACAGGACUUCUAAAUCUGAUGUCUCCCCAUCAUCUUCAUCAUCAUGGGCUUUUUCGGGUCUAACAUGGUCCAAGUCCCCACAUUCUUCCAACCCCUCAAGGCUGACCCAACUGGCAUCCAUAGACGAGCCACCUCCAUCCCAGGGAGUGAUCAUGAAUCCCCCAGGACUAUCUUCAGCAUCAUCACUCUGGCCCUGUCCAUCCAGACAGGGCACAGCCUUUGAACUGCCUCUUUCACUCUACCAACAACCUGGCACUGCUGAGAGCAGUGCCAACUCUUACCUGAAUCUGUUGCAAAUAGAGAGGCCAACAGGGGGCAUCAUGAUCUCUCCCUUUUCAAAAUCAGAAGCCAGGCCAGAGUGGAAUGCUGGGACAGCCUUUAAAGACACAUCUGGAAGCAGGAUCAGUCUAGAUUCAGGUGUGCCAGUUGCAGAGAUUAGUAAGGAUUUGUACUGGUAUUGAAGAGAUUUCUGGCUCUACAACAAUGAGAUAUUGGACUUUGUUUUGCAUCAGACUGCCUCAUACUAUGUUUACAUUAUGCAAGAAUAAUCAUUCAGAUUUAAUAAGAUUUAAUUUGCAAGAAUGCUGUGCUUUUAGACAUUGACAGAAUGACUCAAACCCAUUACAUUCAUGGUGUUAGAAAUUCCUAAGAGAUGAAUGGUAGUUCACUGAUUCUUUUAGCCACUGCGAGUGCGUAUAUAAGCUAUUAAUUUUCAACUUAACAUGACAUAAGUGAGAAAACCUGAUUUGAAAUGCCUUCUCUUAGCUGUUUGAUGGGUGAUUCGGGAAGUAAAGCCUAUUUAUGAGUAGAUUAAGCAAAUCACGAAGACAAUUUGAAAGUAAAUAUUAAUGCUGUAGACCAUAAUCAUCUCUAUGGAAAAGGUGUUUGUAAUGCUGACACAAAAAUGACACUGGAAGUAAUUUGAUAAAAACACAUUCACUCUUUUUAAAGGAACAUUUGAGUUCCUCAUAACCAAGUUUACCUCUGGGGAUAGAACAAAACCUUCAAAAUUUAAAAGUGUGCUUACUCUUCAGGGCAUUUUACAGAUAAGGCCAUAGUUCAUGUUAUGCAGAAGGUGAACUGAAAUGACUAAACUGCACAAACCUGUUUACUCAUAAACUGCCAUAAACGUUUUCCCCUAGAGCAAGUACUGUAGGGUUUGCAGAGCCGUGAUUGAUUUCCUUAUUUUACAAAAAUAGUACAGUAUACAGUCCCAAUUGUGAGUGGGGCAUCUUACCCAAGGGUCUAAUAUGACCUUUUCAAUUCAAAAUAAAAACAAUGUUUUUUAC